CCCCCCCCCUGGUUCUGGUAUCCCUCUGCCGGUGGCCACCGCCUCCCGCCCCCCGACUCGCCGCGAGAGAUGUCUACUACCCUGCGCGGCCUAAACAUCUACAUCACCGACAUCCGGGCCUGCCGGUCUCGAGAGGAGGAGGAGCGUCGUGUCAACCGCGAGCUCGUCAACAUCCGCAACAAGUUCAAGGAUGCCUCCAAGAUGUCCUCCUACGACCGGAAGAAGUAUGCUCUGAAGCUGCUGUACACCUACAUCCUCGGCUGGGACGUCGACUUUGGCCAUAUGGAAUGCAUGCAGCUGAUCACCAGCAACAAGUUCCAGGAGAAGCAAAUUGGCUACCUGGCUGUGACGUUGCUCCUGUCGGAGAAGAGCGAGCUCGUGCACAUGGUGGUCAACUCCAUCCGCAACGACUUGACCUCGUCCAAUGAAACAUAUGUCUGCCUGGCACUGGCGGCCGUGUCCAACGUCGGCGGCCUGGAAAUGGCCGAGGCCCUGCACAAGGACGUCUUUGCUUUGUUGGUGGCGCAGAACACCCGGCUCUCGGUGCGCAAGCGCGCGGCCAUCUGCCUGCUGCGGCUGUACAACAAGAACAAGGACGUCAUGGCGGCCGCCGAGUGGGCCCCCCAGCUGGGGGAACUCCUGUCCAUCCGGUUCCUGCUCCUGUCCAAUGCCCUGCUGAGUCUGCUCCUGUGUCUGGCCCAGGACCACCCGGUGGAGUAUCAGUCGGUCAUGAUUCGGGUGGUGGAGAUCCUGGGGCAUCUGUUGCCGACGGCGGCGCGCAAGGCCGCCCAGAAGGCCUCCUCCGCGGCCCUGGACACGGAGUACUACCGCGUGCCGAACCCCUGGCUGCAGGUGAAGUGCUUGCGCAUGCUGCAGCUGGCACGCGCGCCCCUGCCGGAGGCUCAGCUGGCCGAGGUGGAGCGCAUGAUUGGGGACAUCCUGCAGCGGGGCCAGUUUGCGCUGGCGCAUUCGAAGAGCGCCAACCAGCUGAACGCCUCGCAGGCAUGUGUCCUGGAAGCCAUCAACUUGACGCUGCACUUCAACUUCGGCGGCGAGCUGCUCCACCGAUCGGUGGCGCAUCUCGGGUCGCUCAUCGGCCAGAGCCAGCCCAACAUGAAGUACCUCGGUCUGGAGGGCAUGGCCAAUGUGGCCCUCGUGUUGGAUGACCUGUCCAUGGUGGAGCCCUUUACCCGGGCCAUUACAUCGGCCCUGCGCGAUCGGGAUAUCACCAUCCGUCGUUGCGCGCUGGAUCUGUUGUACUUCAUGUGCAACGACACCACCAGCCGGACGAUUGUGCCGGAUCUGCUGGAAUACCUCAACAUCGCCGAUUAUGCCCUCCGCGAGGAGCUCGUGCUGAAGAUUGCCAUCUUGGCGGAGCGUUUCGCCGCCGACCACUCGUGGUACGUGGAUGUCAUCCUGCAGCUCAUUCAGUAUGCCGGCGACCAUGUGUCCGAGUCCAUCUGGCACCGGGUGGUGCAGAUUGUGUCCACCGAGCCGGACUUCCAGCCGGAGGCCACCUACAAGGUCCUGCAGUCCCUCAACAAGCCCAGCUGGCAUGAGACCACCGUCAAGAUCGGUGGCUACCUGCUUGGUGAGUACGGUGAGCUGAUUGCCUCGCGGCCUGACGCCCAUCCGCAAAUCCAGUUCAACUCGCUGCAGUCAAAGUUCGGUGCCUGUUCCACCAGCACCAAGGCCCUGCUGCUUAGCUCGUAUGUGAAGAUGGCCAGCAUCUUCCCCGAGCUCCAGCCGGAUAUCACGGCCAUCUUCGAGUACCAUGCCGACGCGCUGGACAUGGAGCUGCAGCAGCGCUCGGUCGAGUAUCUGGAGCUGGUGCGCCGCGCGGCCCAGGGGGAUCCGGCAUACCAGGAGCUGUUGGAGAUCAUGUGCGAGCCGAUGCCCGCUUGGGAUCUGUCCAAAUUGAAUGAGAGUGACCCGUCCGGGCGCCGGGAGUCCACCCUGCUGGACUCGGAUGCCGGGUUCGGAGCCGGCGGCCUGGCCUCGCCGGCGGGCACUGGGAUGCUCAGCAGCCCGGUGUCGGCGACCACCAUCGCCCAGCGCCGGUCGACCAUCCGUCGGACCACCUUGUCGGGGACGAUCGCCGCGGCGCUGAAUGCCACGACCGGCGGGUCACCGGCGUCGCCGAUGCUCCCGACUCCGGUGCCCCUGGCUGGGCAUGGGUCCGGGUCGCCGGUUGUGCCGGCCGCAGCCGGGCCGGCUGGCUCGUCGCCCGGGCCGGCUGCCACCGGCGGCGCAGCCACCUCCAGCCAUCGUCAGUCGCCGGUGGUGGAUCUUCUGGAUUUGGACUUUGGCCAGUCCUCGGCCCUGGGCACCGGGCCCGGGGCCAUCCAGUUGUCGGCUCCGCCGGCCGGGACCGGGGUGGCUGCCACCGCGGCCACUGUGGCCCAGGUGGGCUUCUCGGAGUUCGGGCAGCUGGGACAGCCGACGGCAGCGGCCGAGUCGGCCUUCGGCCGUCUGCUUGGCCAGCAGCAGGGCGUCCUCUUUGAGGAUGACCUGCUGCGCGUGGGCCUGAAGGUGGAGUUCCAUGGCAGUCGCGGCCGGCUGCGGCUGUUCUUCGCCAAUCAGCAGGCUUCCCCCGGGGCCGGGAGGGGCCCGGCCUCGGCGCUGGCCAUCCGGGCUCUUGUUGAGCCGGAUUUCCUGGUUCAGUCCAUCGGAACAUCGGUGUCCAGCCGGGGCCUGAGUGUGGAAGUGCACCAGCCCCUGCCGGGGGUGGUGGAGCAGCAGGACCAGCUGGUGCUUCUGUGCCAGUGUGAGCGGCCGGACUUUGCCACGGCGCCGACCCUGCUGCUGGCGUAUGCCCCGUGCGCGGUGGCCGGUGGCGCGGCGGCCCCGCUGCUGGCGCCCAUGCGCCGGGUGCUGCUGCGCCUGCCGAUCGGGCUGACUUGCUUCCCCUCGCCGCUGCCGGCCAACUCCAUGAGCUCGGAGGUUUUCUGGGGCCGGUGGGCCAGCCUGCUGGCGGCCGGCACGGCCAACGAGGCCACUGCCAGCUUCUCCGUCGGGCAGGGUCUGACGCCCGAGGCUUUGCGCGCGCUCAUCGGCCAGAUGGGCUUCUCCCUCAUGGCCGGUGUGGAGCAGGCGGCCGACAACACGGCCGCGGCCAUCAUCGUGUCCUUUGCGCAGACGGCCCCGGGAAGCCCGGCCGCCACGCCGAUGUCCACGGGCGGAGCCGCAGCCGGGGUUGGUGCCAAGGUGGGUGUCCUCCUCCGGGUGGAGUUCAACCGCCUUGGCCACAGCGUGGCCUUGCAUGUCCGCUCGCCGAACCCCCUUGUGUCGCGGACGGUCAUGGGCCUGCUUCAGCGGCGCAUUCUCUCUUCCUAAUGCAAUGGCGCCGCUCUGGGAGAGCCGCAAAGGGGAGCUGCGACGGGAAGGCCGUCCUGCCUUGCUGGUGCCGGUGCCGGUGCUGUCAGCCUGUCACAGAGCCGGCGCCGCGGCGCCGGCCGCGACCACACCGUAUCCCGACCACCACCACCAUCGCGACAGUCUCCCGGCUCUCGAGUUCCCUCUGGGUGCGGGACGACCUUACCAGGGGGCAAGCCAGUUCCUACCCCCCCCCCCCCCCCC
Molecule: messenger RNA, 3579 nt
Organism: Fonticula alba
Lineage: Eukaryota; Rotosphaerida; Fonticulaceae
Exons: 7
Coding region: 70-3336 (1088 amino acids)
Biological process (GO): clathrin-dependent endocytosis; intracellular protein transport
Cellular component (GO): AP-2 adaptor complex; membrane coat
Molecular function (GO): clathrin-cargo adaptor activity
Source: RefSeq, a predicted model, not a curated record